Messenger RNA from Rhododendron vialii, 1187 nucleotides. RefSeq lists its product as uncharacterized. Bases 173 to 862 code for a protein of 229 amino acids. The transcript has 7 exons. NCBI's taxonomy places the organism in Eukaryota, Viridiplantae, Streptophyta, Magnoliopsida, Ericales, Ericaceae. The record is from RefSeq and is a predicted model, not a curated record. Gene Ontology annotation, molecular function: protein binding.
ACACCCUGUCCAGACUUCAUCAGAAUCAGAAGAAGCAGAAGAAGAGGAAGAAAGAGUUCGAACCCCGUUGCUGGAAAAUCUGUUUGGCCGAAAGACUUUAAAGCCUCCGUCGCUGACGACGACGACGACGGCGUGAGCCUGGUUGAUUGUUAAGCCCUAAUUUUGUGAAGCGAUGGUUGAGAUCGAGGAUAACAAUCUCAGCUGUGGAGGGGAGGGAGAUAAAAAGGUUCAAAUCUCUAUCAAAACCGUCGGCCCCUUUCCUCCCUCUCUCCUCAAUGUCCCCUCUCCCAUCAAAGUACAGGAGUUGAGAAAAUUGAUUGGUGGGAAUGCUGAUUUACCUAUAGAGCAUUUGAGCGUUAUACUGCGAGGGAACGUAUUGCAUGACAACAAAAAUGGUAUAGAAGAAUUCAUCCAACUUAAAAAUGGAGAUUCACUGAUUGUUGCUGUUAAACCAAAGCCACCAGUUAAAUAUAAUGGUGAUGUGUUAGAUGAAGACGAUGAUGAAGAGGAUCUGAAGUUUCAGCUUCCUCGGUUAACAAGUGGGUGGAAGAGGACGCUUUUCUCUUUUUUACAUGAUAAAUUGAGGCUCCCUGAUAUGCUGUUGAUGGCAAUUUUCUCCGUCAGUCUGAAGGGGUGGGCCAUAAUUGUCAUGUGGUUUAUAUUGGCACCUGUUGCUCAUAGAUGGGAUUUGGGACCUUUGUAUAUACUCGCCACAGGGUUUGCCAUCAUUUUCUUUAAUCUUGGAAAGCGGCAGCAAGGUGACGUGAGCGCGUACUCUAUCUUCAAUGAGGAUUUCAGAGAGCUUCCUGGGACCCUUAAUGCAGAUCGCCUGGAUAGAGACAUCCGAGCAGGCCAGUUCUGAGCCUGCUUUUGCUACUCGUGAGGCGCCCAAAUAUAGCGCAACCAUGUACAUGAUGUACGUACAGACAGACAGCGCAGAAAACCUAUCUGAAGGAAAUCACAAGAGGCGAGUAAUAUGGAGGAUGUUCAUUCAUGUAACCAUCGAAACAUGUGUAAAAUGAGUAGGUUUUUUGUUUGAAGAACCUGAAGAACAGAGCAAAGUUUGUAAGUUUAGAAAUAUCCCUUGGUUGAAGAGUGUGAAUGUAUGGUGAAGAAAUCUGAUUUAACAAGAGGCAUAUUUUAGCUCCGAUCAAAAAAAUAAUAAAAAUGAGGCUUAUUUUAGCUCA